AUGUCUCCAUCUAACGUGCUCGCAGCAAAACCCAGACAAGAAUCGACAGUAGCAAGAUUAUUGGGAUCAGGUUCUGCCGGGAUUGCUGAACUCGCAGUCUUUCAUCCUGUUGACACCAUAGCGAAACGCUUAAUGAGUAACCAAAGCAGAAUCAGUUCGGUAUCACAACUUAAUGGUGUUAUAUUUGUUGAUAAAUCAUCCGUAUCAGCCGGUCAGAAGUUCUUCUCCCUUUUUCCUGGACUUGGUUAUGCUGCGGGCUACAAGAUUCUCCAAAGAAUAUAUAAGUAUGGAGGUCAGCCAUUCGUACGUGACUACUUGAACAAGAAUCACGGUUCCACCUUUGAGGCUACUUUUGGACUAAAAACUGGCAAAGCAAUGAUAGCCUCAUGUGCGGGAAGCAUAAUUGGAAUUGGGGAAGUCGUUCUACUACCCCUAGACGUACUGAAAAUAAAGCGGCAGACCAACCCAGAGGCAUUUCGGGGAAGAGGCUUGGUCCGGAUUAUAACCGACGAGGGUUUCGGAUUGUACCGCGGUUGGCAAUGGACCGUUGCCCGUAACGCUCCUGGGUCCUUUGCUCUUUUUGGAGGAUCCGCAUUCUCAAAGGGAUACCUGUUUGGCCUCUCUGAUUACAACCAGGCGUCAUGGCAUCAAAACUUCGUUGCAUCUAUCGCGGGUGCCUCUGCCUCUCUACUUGUAUCUGCGCCAUUGGACGUUAUUAAAACACGCAUACAGAACCGAAACUUUGAUAAGCCCGAAGGUGGCUUUCUGAUAGUCAAAAACAUGAUGAAAAAUGAGGGCUUCACUAGUUUUUUCAAGGGAUUGGUUCCCAAGCUUCUAAUGACCGGGCCCAAGCUUGUGUUUUCUUUCUGGCUUGCUCAGACAUUAAUACCUGCCUUUGACAUAGCUUUGACAAAGAACUAA
This is a messenger RNA of Blumeria graminis f. sp. triticale, 921 nucleotides long. The record is from the annotation of a GenBank genome assembly. Lineage: Eukaryota; Fungi; Ascomycota; Leotiomycetes; Helotiales; Erysiphaceae.